AUGAAGCAGUCCGUGGUCACUUCCCUUGUGGCCCUCGCAGCCUCAUGCACCGGAGUCCAAGCCUCUGAUAACUUGAUUAACGUGCCCGUUAAUCUUUGCGCAGCCAUCCUGGGACAAGCCAAGUGCGAGCAGGAGGCUACCACCUCUCAUGGCUUGAUCAGCGUCCCUGCCAACGCUUGUGUGGCAGCUCUCGGACAAGCAAAGUGUGAUCAGGUCGCUUCCACUCAUGGUAGACGCCACCAUGGCUUGAUUAAGGUGCCCGUUAAUCUCUGCGCAGCCAUCCUGGGACAAGCCAAAUGUGAGCAGGAGGCAAAGACCAGUGAUGGGUUGAUCAGUGUCCCUGUCAACGCUUGUGUGGCAGCUCUUGGACAAGCCAAGUGUGACCAGGUCGCUUCCACUCACGACAAACGCCACCAUGGUUUGAUCAGCGUUCCCGUUGGACUCUGUGGAGCCAUUCUCGGACACGCCAAAUGCGAGCAGGAGACUGUCGCCCAUCAUGGCUUCAUCAACGUGCCCGUUAACGCGUGUGUGGCAGCCCUUGGAAAAGCCAAGUGUGACCAGGUCACCUCCACUCUGAGCAAGCGCGGUGGUUCCCUGAUUAGCGUGCCUGUUGGACUGUGCGCGGCUAUCCUUGGACAAGUCGAGUGCAACCAGAAGACAGCUAGCACUGGCGGCUUGGUCGACGUGCCUGUUAACGCCUGUGCAGCGGUCCUUGGAGAAGCCAAGUGCGAUCAGGCCUCUUCUGUCGGUAGCGGUGAUGACGCGCUGAUCAAUGUGCCCAUUAACCUCUGUGCAGCCAUUCUCGGCGAGGCUGAAUGCAAGCAAAAGUCAGCCACCGGUGGCGGUUUGGUCAACGUGCCUGUCAACGCUUGCGUCGCUGUUCUCGGACAAGCUAAGUGCGACCAGGCCUCUUCUACUGUCGGCGGCGGCGGUGGCAACAACAACAACAACGGUGGCGGUAGCAAUGAUGGUUCUCUGAUCAAUGUGCCUGUCGGACUCUGCGCAGCUGUUCUCGGAGAGGUCGAGUGCCAGCAAAAGACACCCACCAGCGGUGGUUUGAUCAACGUACCCGUUAACGCAUGUGUCGCAGCCCUCGGUCAAGCUAAGUGUGACCAGGCCUCUUCCUCUCCUGGUAACAAUGGAGGUUCCCUGAUUAAUGUGCCGAUUAACGUUUGUCUCGCUGUCCUCGGUCAGGCUCACUGCGAGCAAAGCUCUCCCCCCGGUGGUGGUCUGAUCAAUAUCCCCAUCGACCUGUGCCUGGCUGUUUUAGGCGAGGUUGAUUGCCAUGAUCACUCUGGUCCAUCUCCCCCAACUGCCACUCCUGCCAAGCCCACUGUCCCCGUCAUUGUGCCCGGUGAGACCAAUACCCCCGGUGUUCCUGGCGAGACUACCCCCGCUGUUCCUGGCGAAACUACCCCCGCUGUUCCUGGCGAGACUACACCUGCUGUUCCUGGCGAAACUACCCCCGCUGUUCCAGGCGAGACUACUCCUAUUGUGCCCGGAGAGUCUUCUGUCCCCGGUGUUGUGCCAGGCGAGUCUACCGUCCCUUGUGCUGAGGCUUCUACCACCCCCGUCGCUACUAUUCCCGGAGGCCCUGGUGGACCUGGAGGACCUGGCUCUGCUUGGCCUUCCGGCGGUCCCUCUGCUUCGGGUCCUUGGUCAUCAUACAGCCGUGUUCCCGCAGUCACUGUUGGACGCCCGACCCCCACCGGCUCUUUCACCCGCGUCACUCCCACCUUCACCAACGUUGGCACUGGCUGCAAUGCUGCCUGCCAAUCAUCUAAGACCUCUGCCGGUCUUGUCGCUCACACUGCCCCUGCCUCAGGUGGUAGCGAGGGUGGUGACAACAACGCCAGCGGCAGCGCCAUUCCCAGCACCAUUCCUUUCAACGCUGCCGGCCGCACCACUUUGUCCGGUGUUGCUAUGGUGUUCGGAGCCAUCUGCGCUUUUGCUAUGCAGAUCUAA
This is a messenger RNA of Penicillium vulpinum, 1965 nucleotides long. RefSeq lists its product as uncharacterized. The record is from RefSeq and is a predicted model, not a curated record. The coding region runs from base 1 to 1965 and encodes 654 amino acids. Lineage: Eukaryota; Fungi; Ascomycota; Eurotiomycetes; Eurotiales; Aspergillaceae. The transcript has 2 exons.